Messenger RNA from Exophiala xenobiotica, 3855 nucleotides. RefSeq lists its product as uncharacterized. Gene Ontology annotation, molecular function: structural constituent of cell wall; beta-glucosidase activity. Gene Ontology annotation, cellular component: cell wall. The coding region runs from base 399 to 3392 and encodes 997 amino acids. The record is from RefSeq and is a predicted model, not a curated record. Gene Ontology annotation, biological process: glucan catabolic process. The transcript has 7 exons. Lineage: Eukaryota; Fungi; Ascomycota; Eurotiomycetes; Chaetothyriales; Herpotrichiellaceae.
UCAGACGGGACGAGGAGGCUUGACCGCCCACCCGCCCCAUUGACGCCUCCACAAUACUACACAUACCGGCAUCAUCAUCAUGAUCAUCUUGUGCAUGUCCAGUUGAGCUGGUGUGGUAGCAAUUGGGUAUACAAAUAUCCCCUCGACCUUCCCUCUUCACUCCAACUUUGCUUUCACUGUCCGCCCACUCGUUGAUCCCCAACCAUUCGCCAGCCGGUAGACAUCCAGGUAUCUAAGGCAGUUGUAUUGACAAGUCAACUGCGCCGACAAACUCACUACAGUUUCACAGCCGCUCACCCACUGCUCAAAUCUCGUCCACCGACUAUUACCCGUUAGGUCACCCUUUGCUCCUCGUGUUCAUUUGAAGCGAAGCUCUUUCGGGGCGCCCGCUACCCAGAAUGUGGCUUACUGCGACGGCUGUGGCGGCCAUCGUCGCUCUUGUUCCCCAGGUCUUGGCCUCUCCUGUCGAGCCUGCCGAUACACUCAACAAACGUCAAGCCGCGCAACCAUUCAACAACGACUACAAUGGACCUCAAUUCACCUCACCCCCAAGUUAUCCCUCGCCCUGGGGUUCCGGAGCUGGAGAUUGGGCUGCGGCAUACGAGAAAGCGCGUGCUUUCGUUAGCCAGCUGACCCUGCUUGAGAAGGUCAACCUCACCACCGGUGUUGGAUGGGAAAGCGAGCGAUGUGUCGGAAAUGUCGGUGAAAUCCCUAGACUUGGGUUCCCCAGUCUUUGUAUGCAAGACAGCCCCCUUGGUGUCAGAAACGCCGACUAUGUCUCCGCGUUCCCCGCUGGUCUGAAUGUUGCUGCAACGUGGGAUCGUAAUCUGGCUCGGGCCCGCGGUGUUGCAAUGGGCGAAGAGCACAGAGGCAAAGGCGUCGACGUCCAAUUGGGACCCGUUUGCGGCCCUCUGGGUCGAUCGCCCGAAGGCGGUAGAAAUUGGGAAGGGUUUAGCCCCGAUCCAUAUCUGACUGGUGCUCUGAUCGCACCUACGAUUCAAGGCAUUCAGAGUGCAGGUGUCAUUGCAUGCACCAAGCACUACAUCCUCAACGAACAGGAACACUUUCGCCAGGUUGGUGAAUCUCGGGGCUAUGGGUACAACAUUACGGCCACCAUUAGCUCCAACCUCGACGACAAGACCAUGCACGAGCUCUACCUGUGGCCUUUUGCCGACGCUGUGAGAGCCGGUACUGGAUCAGUCAUGUGCUCCUACAACCAGAUCAAUAACUCAUAUGGGUGCUCCAACUCUUACACUCUGAAUCACCUCCUGAAGAAUGAACUCAACUUCCAAGGCUUCAUCAUGUCAGACUGGCAAGCUCAACAUUCAGGUGUGGGCACUGCUUUGGCUGGACUUGAUAUGUCCAUGCCGGGCGAUACAGUGUUCAACACUGGGCUAACUUUCUGGGGCACCAACCUAACCAUUGCCGUGCUCAACGGAACCAUUCCUGAAUGGCGCGUGGACGAUAUGGCGACUAGGAUCAUGGCCGCUUAUUACUAUGUUGGUCGUGACACCCAUUAUGUCCCCACCAAUUUCUACUCCUGGAGCUCGAAAACAAUCGACAAGAUCCAUGCUGCGGACCCGCAAUCUCCACUUGGCCUUGUCAAUGAGCACGUCAAUGUCCAAGACGAGCAUCGCAAUGUCAUCAGACAAGUUGCUCAAUCUUCCAACGUACUUCUCAAGAAUACUGGCGGACUUCCUCUCACUGGCAAGGAGAGACAGGUUGGCAUCUUCGGAUACGAUGCCGGCAGCAACCCAUGGGGUGCAAACGGCUGCCCCAAUCGUAACUGCGAUAACGGUACUCUGGCGAUGGGUUAUGGCAGUGGUACAGCUGAAUUUCCUUACUUGGUCACGCCAGAGCAAGCCAUCCAGCAAUAUGUCCUGACUCAGACUGACGGCGAAGUGUUUGCCAUCCUUGACAACUAUGCCGAUAGUCAGAUUCAGGGGCUUGCUACCACGGCAGACGUUGCUAUUGUCUUCGCCAACGCUGAUUCGGGAGAAGGUUUCAUCACCAUCGACGGGAAUACUGGCGACCGCAACAAUCUAACACUCUGGGGCUCCGGCGAUCGACUGAUCAAGAACGUGACCUCAUACUGCACCAAUACAAUCGUUGUGCUGCAUACUGUCGGCCCCGUCAACGUCUCUUCCUGGUACGACAAUGAGAACGUCACCGGCAUCAUUUUCGCUGGUCUUCCUGGUCAGGAAAGUGGCAAUGCGAUCGUGGACGUGCUCUAUGGUCUCGUCAAUCCCGGCGGCAAGCUCCCUUUCACAAUAGCUCGCAACCGUGCAGAUUACGGAACCGAUGUCAUUUACGAACCGAACAACGGACAGUUCGGCGCUCCCCAAGACACAUUCUCCGAAGGGGUCUUCAUCGAAUAUCGAUACCUUGACGCACACAAUAUUACACCCAUCUACGAGUUCGGUUUUGGGUUGAGCUAUACCACCUUUGAGUACUCCAACUUGGUCAUUACUCCUGGCAAUGCAGCACCAUAUACUCCCGCUACUGGACAAACGGGACCAGCUCCGGUCCUCGGCAACUUCAGCACAAACCCUGCCGACUAUUUGUUCCCGAAUGCCACCAUUCCAUAUCGUCCCUACUUGUACAUCUACCCAUACCUCAACUCGACAGACCUCGAAGCAUCCGCUGACGACCCUGACUAUGGCCUUCCUGCAGAUCAAUACAUUCCACCAGGUGCCACUGACGGUUCCCCACAACCGCUUUUGCCAGCAGGAGGCGCGCCAGGUGGUAAUCCAGGCCUCUAUGAAGUGGUGGCAACAGUUACCGCCACCAUCACGAAUACAGGUGAUGUUUCUGGUGAUGAAGUUGCUCAAUUGUACGUUGCACUUGGUGAUGGUGAACCGCCUAAAGUCUUGCGUGGCUUCGAUCGACUUACCAUCGCACCCGGAGCCUCUGCAACAUUCACGGCUGAAUUGACUCGCAAGGACGUGUCCGUAUGGGACACUGCCUCUCAGAAUUGGGUCCAGGUUGAGAACCCUGUCAUUUACGUCGGUGCUUCCAGCAGAAACCUCCCCCUCUCUGGAACUCUUUCUGGUGGUGGGAGCUCGGGUGGCGGCAAUUCUGGGCCCUCAGGAAAGCCGACCAGUAGCUGGGGUUAUGGACCUCGUCCUACUGUCAGUGGUGGAUGGCCAGUGACUCAGGUAUCCGGUGGCCAACCACAAGCACCUACUGGUAGUGCAGCAGUUACCCAGCUGUCGGACGGCCAACCACAAGCCCCAACCGGAGUGCCAGUUAGCCAGCUAUCGGAUGGGCAGCCCCAGGCGACAACGGGGGCUCCCGUGAGCCAGAUCUCGGAUGGUCAACCACAAGUACCGACUUCGAUGCCAGUGAGCCAGCUGUCGGACGGGCAGCCUCAAGCUCCUACCUCGAAGUGAUGGCUGGACAACAAAAGUCUCUAUGCGAUUGGGUUAUUUUUAACGUAAUGUUUGUUGUUGCAAACGAAAGGCCAUGACUGCGAUGAUGAUAGGAGUGAUAACCAACUGGAAGAUAAGAAGCGAACAAGAAGAACUAGAAGCAAUCAGAACACUCCUUGAAACAGAAGAAACAGCCAUGCCGAUAAGCCGGGAAAGAGGGUUUCGAGAACUUGGGGCUUAGUCAUGCUUGAGGUCUGAGCCAGAACGCUUCAAAAGGGAGGGCCGAUGAUUGCACAUAGCGCAAGAAAAAAAGGCAAUGAUGAUUAAUACCGCAGUACGGAGUAGAAGUCUUGGUGUUCAAGCCGUGUACAGAAUGACUCUGACUCGAGUGUGGUCCUUGAUAUCUCGACAAGUAAGUUAUGAGUACUAGGCUCUGAACGAAUCGGGUCGAUACUGAUAGACCGGCUCGUAGUGUUCAUGAAAU